This is a messenger RNA of Podarcis muralis (Common wall lizard), 2208 nucleotides long. NCBI's taxonomy places the organism in Eukaryota, Metazoa, Chordata, Lepidosauria, Squamata, Lacertidae. The record is from RefSeq and is a predicted model, not a curated record.
GGAUUAAAAUAGUAAGCAGAACCCAACGGAACCCAAGGGAGCUAUAAAGACUUGGCUGAACGUUGUGAACGGCAAAGAAGGGGGCAGGGCCAUCUUAAGCAUAUCUGGUGGGCACCAUGGUGCAAAGCUCCCUCCGGUGCCCCCCCAUUUCCCUGGCUCUAGAGAGGACGGCACUGCCGGUGGGGCCAAAGGAAGUGGGCAGCGGCUGGAGGGUGGCUCCUCCAGCCGGAAAGAGGCAGAGGCUGGACGCAGCGCCUCCUGGCUCUGCUGGCUGCUUCGGGCUGCGGUGGCCACAGCAGACAGAGGCUCCGGAUACGGCGCUGCUUUGAUGCGGCAUGGUGGAGGCAGGAGAGGGUGGCGAGCUGAUGCCGGAAGGCCUCCGCCUCUUCCCUGGUGCGCUUCAGAACUUGGUGCCCUGUGCCACUAGCCUCUUUGGACAAAACCAAGAGGAUGGGGAAGCUAGCGCUUCCAAAGCGUGGAGCGUCCAGAAGGAACAUAGCGUCCAGAAAGCGCAAAGCAAGAGCAAAUGAAACUGGUGCAUCUGCUUUUCAGGACUUGGUUACUUUCUUCAAAUCUCCAGUGGGUGAAAGAUUGAUCGUACUUGAGAUUUUCAUCUUUACUGUCAUGACACUGCUGGUUUUCAUUCUGUAUCGGAAGGAACUGAAAAAGAGAGAGGAGCUUCAAGUGGCGAUGGAUAUGAUACGAACUGUGGUUGUUGGGACUGAUCCAAUCUACGAAGACAAGGAUGACUUAGAAAUACUUGCUGCAGCUCAAAACAUAUCGGAGGAAAUGAAGUAUUUUGUCAACUUAAAUGAUCAACUGCAAAAAGAAAUUGAUACCCUUCUUGAAAACUUGAACAAUGGCUGGGUCAUAUAUGAAAGGACCUUCUAUUGGUUUUCUAUUGAGAUAGGCUCAUGGACGGAUGCCCAAAAACAUUGUGAGCAGGAGGGCGCCAGGCUCAUUUCUGUGGAAACAAGGGAAGAACAGUAUUUUAUAAACAAGCAAGUAGAAAGACAUCAAAAGUUUUUUUGGAUUGGAGUCUUUAAAGACAAGGGAAAGAAAUGGUCGUGGCUGUCAGGAAUGGAGGCUGAAGUCCACUACUGGAAUUACUAUGAGCCAAAUUAUGAAGCGAACCAUGACUGUGGUGCAGUGUCCUAUGAGUGCUACUAUGAAAAAUGCUGGAUGGCAUUCGAAUGUGAUCUACAAAUACACUAUAUUUGUAAGAAGGUGCCUAAUGAUACUUGGCUCUAAGAAGACACCUUAAGAUGAACGUAACUGGAUCCCAUGAUCACUACACAAAACCAAAACCAAGAGAUCACCCCACGGUUUUAAUGCACAAUCCACACCCUGCCACCUAGAGUAUGGGACUCUCUGGUACCAACCCUCAAACACACAUUGAAAAGACCUUAAUCUGCAAGCUCAAACAUAGAUGGCUACGAAAAUAAAGAAUGGAAGGGUCCAGUCAUAGCCUGUUUUCUGUUUAAUGUCUUUAUUUGCAAUGUAUACCAGUAUUUGUUUCCUUACUCUGUGUGUUGAUGCCCCAUUGCCCCAUCUGAUCUCCAUGGUCGCUACCUUACAAGGCACAUAAGGACAACCAUGCAUGCCAAGCAGUGAGAAUGGGGCGAAUUACAAGGUGUGAAUAGCUUGGUCUAUGUUGAGGACUAGCACCCCAGGAGUCUAGCCGGGGACCUCUCCUGUCAUGUCUUGCAUGAUUGAUGGCUGGAAGUGGCUGUGGUCGCUUCAAUCUGUCCUGCAUACCAAGCCAAGGAGAACUGAUAUUUUUAUUUUCAGGGAAUAAACUGAACAGGAAGACUGGGAAGUGUCCACUCGGUCUGCUCGGCUCCUCUCAUAAGAGGAGGGAGGGUGGGGAGGUUUGCCCCCUUGUCUCCAGCAGUUUCAAGAGGAGAAGAAGACAGAGCUGAAUUGUAGCUGAAGGAAGAAAUGCCUAGUUACAAGAUAGUGGAGGAGGAGGGGGAGUGAGGGAGCAGCCUGCAGAGACCUCCCUGGAAAGUUUGGGAGAUCCUCCUUCUCCAAGGGCUCGUCAGUCACUCCGCCUUCAGGAACAGAGAAUGUAGAGGAGUGUGAUUCCUGGGACCUUCUGUAGGUCCUCAGGAUGUUGUUGGGGAUGGAAGAGGUGGUCUUCAAGGAGACAGAUUGAAACUGCAGAGUUUUGAGAAACUAAAAAACAAAGUGCGAGAUUGGCUUCAU